This is a messenger RNA of Lactuca saligna, 585 nucleotides long. The record is from the annotation of a GenBank genome assembly. NCBI's taxonomy places the organism in Eukaryota, Viridiplantae, Streptophyta, Magnoliopsida, Asterales, Asteraceae.
AUGGUGCGAGAUACGUGCCUCAGUCCGAAGAAAGGGGUCGACAUGGCCAGUUUUGGACCUUGCUUCCGAGUUGAGUUUGCAAAGUAUAAUUUUCCAAAGGCUGUUGAAGAUGAUGUUAAGGAAUUUCCAACAGUAGCUCGCAUUCCAGAUGCAAUGCUCAAAAAGGUUGAUCCUUCGAAUUCUGUGUUGAUGGCAUAUAUGCAGAUAGAACCAAAGAAGACUACGUCUCCUGCAAAGAAGAAGUCUGGUGAAGGAGAUAAAAUUUCGAAGAAAAAGAAAUGUCAUGCAGAAGAUGUUGCCAAUCUCAUAUCAAAGAUACAAAAGAAGAGGAAGUUAGUUAUUCAAGAAGAUUCAAUGGAUGAUGAGAUUGUACCUGAGUCUCCGUUGGUUACUUUGUCACCUAAGAGGAAUUCUCCUACCAAAUUGAUUUUCGAGGAGAUAGGAUGUUAUGCUAGCUCUGUGACAACUUUUGUAGUGGACACAACUACUAAUCUUGGUGAUUCUGCAAUGCAAUCUACACCUGAGCAGACAACAAUCAUAUCUCCCGAGGUUUCAUUAACCAAGUCAUCUUAUGAGGAGGUUUGA